AUGGAUAUCACGCUCAUAUCACCGGGCAUGCUGCCCACGAUGAACCAGUCCUGCGAUCAGUGUCAGGUCCGCCGUCGAAAGUGCAACCGCGCUUUACACUGCUCAAUGUGCAUCAAGGCCGAGCUCCAGUGCACCUACCGCACCAAGCUCAAGAAGCGGGGUCCGAGAGGGACAAUAGUAGAGCGGCUCAAGAAGAUGCAAGAGGACGAGGCUGCGCAGAACUCGACCGCCAGCCGUUCGGAAACGACCAUUGCGGGCCAGGCCAGCAACCAGGUCUACUCAGCGUCAAGACUCGAUGAGGUUGACAUCAUCCACCCAACUCCCGCCCCAACUCGCACGGCGUCGGAAGCCCUCAACUUUGACGUCUCCCCACUUGACGUCUCCCCACUCGCACUCGCACCCACAACCACCUUGACACGUGUUACGACCUCUUCUCUUUCCAGUGUCCUGACCAUGGCAGAGAUCGACAACCUAGUGACCAAGUACUUUCACCACAUCCACCCGUGUUACCCGUUCCUGGAUCGCGAGUGGUUUCUUGAAGGACUCGGAACAAUCGAGCACGCCGACUCCGUCUUUGGCACAAUGGUACUCGCGCUUUGUGCCCUCACCAUGGCCUUCAUCACCGAAGUCAUUCGGGAUGAUGAGAGUGAGGAGUUUCGGGUACGUCGCGAGCGCGUCAUUGCCGAGGUCACGUUGCGACACUAUACUCGGGCCCUGGGGUCCAACACGACACUCGAGCAGGUCAUCACGACCUUCCACCUCGGCCUCUACUUUUCCAUCGUAUUCGGAGAUGAGGCUGGACAUUUCCGGGUAGCCGAAUCAGCGCAUCUCGCGCGCUCCAUGGGACUCCAUCACGCCAGCACAUAUGUUGACAUGGAUCCCGCACAGCGGUCACGUACUAUGGCCGUGUACUGCUUCGUGGUCGUCCGCAACCGAGCAUGCGAGCUCCGCCAAGGAACAAGCCAGGUCGUCUGCCUCGGUCAGAGCCCCUUACUUCCGUCGUUUGAUGACGCUGUCGACCCAGCGUAUCGACUGUUCAGUAUGGACACGCGCACCGUCGAGAUUUCGCACUUGGCACUCUUGACAAACCUGUUCGACGUCGUCACUCCCGAGUUCUGCCGAUGUGCAAGGGACCAGUGCGAUUUGAAUAGCUGCCGCCUCAGCCCUUCGGACAUUGUCAACUAUGUCAGCAAGUUGGAGCGCGCGGCGGCAUCCAUUUGCCCAAAGACCUUCUCAGCUGUCCAACCCGCACUCAGCCUAUGGGAUGAAGUGUGGUGGAUUGAAGUAUUGAUGGGCCAACAGUGGAUCGCAGCACACAUCUGGCACAUGGCUGUCCAGCACGGUAUAGAUAUCAGUGGCCUCGAAGGGGGCAAGUUUCAGCGCUGGCCGCUGGAGAUUGCCGACACCGUCGCACAGGUACUCACAACGGCGAAUCUCCGAUCCGUGCACAUCUUGGGAACAGGGCUGGCGCACCGAUUGAGCUACAUCAACUCGUGCGGCUCACAAUACCUUCAAGCAACUGAAGUCGAGGAACAAGAACUUGAACGAGCACUCGCCAACCUGCAGCACAUCUCAGAGGUGGUGGUCGGCUGGGAUCCAAGGUACUGGACUCGCCGUCUUCAACAAAGCGCUACACAUACAUGCAAGGCCUGACAGGACGAGGCCCGUCCUGCGGUUCUUGGUUGUGGUCACUCCAUCACUCUCCCCGCACCUUUGCAUUCGAGUCCUCGUAGUCACUGCCAACCCAGUCAU
Molecule: messenger RNA, 1752 nt
Organism: Vanrija pseudolonga
Lineage: Eukaryota; Fungi; Basidiomycota; Tremellomycetes; Trichosporonales; Trichosporonaceae
Gene: YFL052W
Product: putative transcriptional regulatory protein
Exons: 5
Coding region: 1-1653 (550 amino acids)
Biological process (GO): DNA-templated transcription; regulation of DNA-templated transcription
Molecular function (GO): DNA-binding transcription factor activity, RNA polymerase II-specific; DNA binding; zinc ion binding
Source: RefSeq, a predicted model, not a curated record